AUGAACACGAGUGGCCUUGGCGUGUUGGUCAAUUAUCUCCUUGCAAAUUCAGUACGAGACAGGGAUCAAUUAAAUCCGGAUGCUCACGUGAACAGAAUUUUUGGAUUGGUGGAGAAAUGCAAACUUUUGGAUCCCAAAUCAGUCGCAUUUAGAGAUGACCAUGAAUACUUUACUUUUUUAUCUGGCUUUAUAAAUCAACUCUCUCCGUGUUACUCCUUCUUGAUAAGUCACAGAGAUAGUGUGAUGGUCAACUAUGGUAAAAGUGAUGUCAUCGGAGAGGAACCUAACAGUCCAGUCAGCCAACUAUUUGCUGCGCAAUGUUGGCUUUGUUCAGUCCUGAAGUACAGCUUUUCUCAGGUUGAGUUUCUGAAACCUACUUUUGUAGCACACACGAGCAAAGAGCUCAUCAAACUUGCUCAACUGGCUGAUGAACUUAGCGCAUCAUUCAGCCUACCUUUAUGGAAAUUUGCUUCUGGAAUUAUGAAACAGUACAAGUGUGAAAUUCGCACUUAUGUGCACGACAGUUCAAGAACUAAAACUAAUUCUGCGAAUAAGGAAGUUGAUGGAUUAUUCAGCACUAUACUAAAGUGCAUCGUUCACUCUCUGCUGCACUAUUAUGACAAAUGCAAUCGCCUAUAUGGAGGUGAAGUAAAACCAAAAAAUAAUUCUGAGAAAUCAGAAAACAGCAUCCAGAUGUUGAACCUUCUCAGUCGUGUAUUCACCUUUUGUAUUCGAGAGUUUACAAAAGAAGUUUUAACUGCCGAUAGAGAUCCUCAAGCAAAAGUCGUUUUUCUGGACUGGCUUUCAUGGAUGAUCAAGGUCUCCUAUCAGGGCGGAUCAUAUCCUUUAGGUUCCAGUUUUGACACAAAAGUAGCGGAAGAACUGAGCAGUUCAUUCUUUCUUUCCGUCGAUAUUGUUUUGUCUCACUUAAUCAGUUUACAUCCGUCCUAUGAAAGUCGAGAAGAUUGUUCAAUUUUUAUUCAAGUAUUAUCCCGUGUAGAUUUCGAUGCACCAGUGAUUUGUAGAAUUUAUGGUAAAAUUCUUGGCAACAUGUCUCGACAUCCUAAUUGUUACUCUCGCUGGAUGAAUGAUAAGUUCAAUAUUUACAGAGAAUUGUUUGCUGCAUGUGAAAAAAUAGAUUUAAGCUCACCAGUGAAAAAUAACGAAACUAAAAAUAGAGAAUAUCCAUAUUCUGGGGAAUUUUAUAUUACUAUUUUACAGCAGAUUUGUGCUUCAGUUUGUGGUCUAUCAAUGGCGUGCUUCCCUUAUCUAGAAACAGCUCUGCUUCAAUCUAUAUUAUCUGAACAUCAAUUAGUUCAUUUAUUGGCAAUGGAUGUAUGGUGCUUUGUUGCCCGAUAUGGGACAGGUGAUCUAUGUUUACAGUAUGUAACACUUUUAACUAGUGUUAUUAAUAAAGUUGCAAGAAAAUUACAAUCGAAUGAUUAUGUGAAUGAUGUGAAGUCAAUUACCUUGAUGCAUACAAUAUCUCGUUUGAGUCAUCUUCUGUCAAGAUUAAUUGUUUUUCUUACACCGAAACAACAGAGUGCAUAUCUUAAUCAAAACUCAUUGAAAUACAUCAAUAUUCAUUCAACUGCAGAUCCAAUAAGUUCAUUGUCUAAUUCACUAGUCUGGUAUUAUACACCAACUCCAAUAAGUCGUUUACAAAAAGUAUCAUGUAGUAUUAUUCAACAACAAGUGACUGAACGUCUUUUUCACUUAGACAACAAUUUGAUUGACAUAAAUGACGCUUCAACUAUUAAUUCGUUACAGAUUACUAAUUUAUUGACAGAAGUAUGUCUUGGUCUUCGUUUAAUAGACUGUCUAUCUGAUUCGCAAAAAAGGUCAAUUUCACGAACAGCUGUUAAGUGUAUUGCUUUUCUGCUGAAAUGUCAUCAAAUCGGUACAUCAUUCGAGAUGACGAAUUAUCCAUUUGCAUAUUCUCUUUCAUUGAAAUCCUGGUCUCUACAACCGAUUUCAACACUAUUCGUUUGCUUGUCCAGUUGGUUUCCCAAGUUAUGCUUAAAUUCUCUUAAUGAUCCUAACUCUCGUAAUGAUACAGAAGUAAUGAAUCAUCUUGUCAGGCUAUCUUUUAACUGGGAUUCUACGCCUUCUGUUCAGCAGCUAUGCUCUUUAUCCAUACUUCAUGCAUGGAAUUCAUGGUUCAGUUUGCCAGUAACACAAGGAUAUGUUAAACCAUGGUAUCAAGAAUUAAAAGUAAACAUUGAUCAACUUGAAUCAAGCGCCAGACAGGAUAGUUUUACUGUGGAUCUUUUAAAAUCGCUUCAAAAGAAACUGGAUUCAGUUGGUCUAUCAAAAUCCAUGCUGCCUACAUCAUACUCGAACACUCAGAUGUCUCCUGAUUCUUUUCUUGAUAGUACUCAUAAUGUUGAUGAUGAAGUCAGCAGGUGUUUACGCGAUAUGUCGUCGGUAGUGAAUCGUUUAAAAUCUGUUUGGCCACCGAAAGGUCCAAAUAAAUCUGUACAAUUCAAUGAAGCAAGAAAUAUUUUAAAGCAUUUAUCUGAUUUUGUGUAUACAAGUUAA
Molecule: messenger RNA, 2541 nt
Organism: Trichobilharzia regenti
Lineage: Eukaryota; Metazoa; Platyhelminthes; Trematoda; Strigeidida; Schistosomatidae
Source: the annotation of a GenBank genome assembly